AUGGAUCCUUCUGAGCAAAGCUGUGAACAAUGGAGUUCACUCAGUGGAUUUUACACAGCUGAGGAAGCUGAUUUUAUGGGUCAGUUACUUGAUAACUGUCAAGUCCCUGAACACAGUUAUGGAAAUUUCAAUUUGGAAGUUCCAUCUACGUUAUGGCCAGGACAUGGCUCAACAAUAAUGAGCAUGAAUAACUCCAUUUCCGAUAUAAAUGGCGGUUACAAUUGUUUGAAUGAUGAUCAAGUAGCAAACAUUGGUUACAUUUCCAUGCUGAAUGGCGACUUCGGCCCUUAUAGUGCACAGAUAACUGAAAACAACACUGAUGAAGAGUUUGGCCAAGAGGUUAUUGGUGACAAGAAUUUUCAUGCUCAUGUGGAAUGUGAAGAGGUACUGGUUUCUGAAUCAGUGGAAGAUGGUGUUAAUAUCAACAUGGAAAAGUCAGGAAAAAGAUCUAGAAGCUCAAUGAAGGUUCAAAAGAAUAAGAAAAAUAUCAAAUCUAGAAAGAAAACAAAGUCGGCUUUCAUAAGCAACACUGAAGAGGAUGAAAGUCCGGACCUUCAGGAGCCGAUUUUGAGCUCGGAGGAGGAUGACUUCAAUGCUUCUCAGAAGCUAAAUGAAGAAGGGUCUUCGAUCUUAAACCGGGACGAUUCAGCGUCUGUGAAGUUAAAAGGAAAAUCAAGAUGUGAUAGAGGUUCUUCCACUGAUCCACAAGGUGUCUAUGCAAAGAAAAGAAGAGAAAGAAUAAAUGAAAGGUUGAAAAUCCUACAAAGCCUAGUCCCCAAUGGAACCAAGGUUGAUAUCAGUACCAUGCUUGAGGAAGCUGUGCUAUAUGUGAAGUUUUUGCAGGUCCAAAUUAAGCUUCUUAGCUCUGAUGAUCACUGGAUGUAUGCUCCCAUUGCUUACAAUGGAAUGAACAUUGGACUUAACCUCAACAUUGCACCAACCAAACUACCAUAG
This is a messenger RNA of Lathyrus sativus (Indian pea), 954 nucleotides long. The record is from the annotation of a GenBank genome assembly. Lineage: Eukaryota; Viridiplantae; Streptophyta; Magnoliopsida; Fabales; Fabaceae.